Monodelphis domestica (gray short-tailed opossum) is the source of this 1552-nucleotide messenger RNA. RefSeq lists its product as uncharacterized. Lineage: Eukaryota; Metazoa; Chordata; Mammalia; Didelphimorphia; Didelphidae. The record is from RefSeq and is a predicted model, not a curated record.
AUGAUGGUCUCUAGUCUCUGCCCCGCUUGUCAUGAUUCCCAUAAAACUUCCAGCAGCAGCAGCAGCAGCAGCAGCAGCAGCAGCAACAGCAGCAGCAGCAGCAGCAGCAGCAGCAGCAGCAGCAGCAGCAGCAGCAGCAGCAGCAGCAACAGCAGCAGCAGCAGCAGCAGCCUGGGCUAUGACUGCAGCAGCUCCUCGGUUGCAACCUCCUCCUGCUCUUCUACUUUGCCCGAUGGACCUCGAGCAUUACGUCAGUUUCAAGACACCAACACUAUUAAUAUCAAAGGAGCCUUCGCAGAGGAAAGCGCCACCCCAGCCUGAGCUCCCUUAAAGAGACAGUACCGCCGUCCCCGCCGCCGCCGCCGCCGCCGCCGCCGCCGCCGCCGCCGUUGCCGCCUCCUGCAACUCCUCCUCCUGAGCCCAAGGCAGCAUCCGCUGCAGCCGCCAAGGGGGAAAGGACGGCUUUGGAGCAGACAAUUAUUACGAGUUUGAAAGAGCUCCACUGUAGUGGAACAUCCGAAAGGGAAGCCACCACCACCACCACCCCCAAUACACACACACAUACCCGGGCUUUCUUACCGUGAUAUUUUAAAAGACCUUAUCUAAAAAGCUGACCAGCCACAUUAUGCACAACUUCUCUCACCCCCCUCCCCAAUAUAUCUAUAAGUCUGUAUUACUUAGUGAGAAGAGGGGUACACUGAAAGUUUUAUGGGAAAUAUGCAAAGCCGACUAGCAUUUACCUUAAAGGAAGAAGAGGGAAAGGGGGAAUUGAGGUGACUGAAUUAAUGUCAAGAAAAGACUGAGAUUGAUGCUAUGAUUUAAAAGAAGGGGAGGGGUUCUAUAGAAGUUGUCUUUAAAAAAUUUUUAUCUUACUUUAUUUAUUUUCUCCCUUCUACUCCUUAAUAAAAACUACACAGAAUCUAUGCAUGUUUAUCUGUUUGAGAGAGAGAGAGAUAAAGGAGUCUAAGGCCACCUCCUUGGUGGUUAGUGUUUUCCUUGCAUUUUAUUACAAGAGAGCUGGGACAGAACAACUUGAACUUUUUCCUAAGUUGGAAAAGUGCAGAGGGAUGUUAAUGGAGUUUUCUGAUCUAAGGAGAACUUAGCUACCUCCCUGGGACAUGUUCAGUGAUUCUAUCAAGCAAAUAAAAUUGGAAUGGCUUUCCAAUAUUAAUAGAGAUGAAAUUAUUGUUUGGUUCUUGAACAGAUAAGGAGUUAUGAAUAGACUUUUAAAAAUAUAUUUUGCAUUUUUAUUUAAGAACCCUCAUUGUUUCUCAUCAAUUUUCUGAGUGUUUCUGAAUGUAUUGUUUUUUUCCCCUCUAAAGCUCAUCAGUAUGUAAAAAAUUACCAUGAAUAUUCAAAUUAUAGUAGAUGUUAAAAAAAGGUAAACAUUUAUUGCGAAUUUGGACAUAAUUUUUCUCACUUGGUUGACUUUGGGUGACAUGUUUUUCCUCUGGUGCAAGUCAUUUGAACUAAUUUUGUGCUAAGUGGACAAACAGCUUAUUAAAAUUAUGAAAGACUUAAAAUAGAAAUUAAAGAGGCAAAAUCAUGAAAA